AUGAGCCUCCAACAGCUCCUUUAUUCCAUAUGGAUAGUCUUACAGAUGCAGAGAGAGAUCUUUGGCGCUACAGGUAAAUGUAUGUAACAAAUACUUGUGCAAGCCUAAACUAAUGAUGUUGUGGGAAAAUAUUUGCCUUUUUCCCAAGUCAUCUCAUUGUUAAUUCGGUGUCGCAAGAAUCACAGCUCGGUAUAAUAGGUAUUUAUAGCUCAAUUCGAUUCGAUACAAGAGCGCAGAAGAUCUAUGGUUAAAAGUCUUGGCUUAAGAAGAUAUUACGAAUUUUAAUGAUCAACUCAAAAGAUUGUGUGUAUUCAUUUCAGAUUGUCCUGAAUUCACCCGACUAGGCUGCUUUAGAGACUCGAUGAAUCCUCGUCCCCUGCCGACAAUACUUAUGACCGACCGCGACCCUAGCAUGAAGGAGUACAGCGGUGUUAGUAUUGACUGGGCAGAGUGGAACGACUACAUGACUGACCUAGCCUGCAGAUGUGCUAAAAAGACAAAGGAGUCGAGAUUUAAGGUCUUUGGACUACAAUUUUAUGGUAAAUGCGUGCUGUUGCAGUCAAACUCUAUGUACUUUUAGUAUAUGGUAAAACAGUGGAAAGCGUUGAAGACGCGCCCUGAUUGGCUACUCACACUACUGAUGUCGUGCGGGAUUUGCACGCAGAAAUAUUGUAAUCGCUGCAGGAAUAAAUGAGUUAACAUCACCUGUUCUUGUAAAUUAUUUUACUAACGAUGGCUAGCGGUGGGUAUUCAUCUCGUCGCUCCACAGUUUGGAAAAUUCCUCUUCCACUUCGGUGAAUAACUGUUAGUUAUGAUCUGAUAAUUUUCUCGGCAAUGUUGAACUUGAAAAAAUGGGUGGCGGGGAGCAUUGACACUCCCUUCCCCCUUUUGUUUUUGUUUUUAUAGCCCUUUUACAAUAUUUUCCAGUAUGUUUGUUUGUAUUUUUGCUAGUGCGUGUGUGUGCGUGUGUGUGGAGGGGGGGGGGCGCUGGAUAGAAACUUUCGUAGUUUUGAGCGUAGUGACGCAUUAAACGAUUUGCGGCUUAAAGGGGAUGAGAAAAUUGGAAUUUUUGAACUUGUUUACGAGCAGCACAUAACACAGAUUUCCGUGUUCAUGCAAAACGCAGUUAGAAAACAGGUCUUAUAGAGUAAUUCAAAGGAAUACAAUAUAGCCGUCUGGAGCAGCUCUGAAGGUUAGGGAUAUCUGACUUUGACUGAGAAAGAUAAAAAAUGCGAAAAAAACAAAUAUGGUGUACUUAUUCUGAACUUAGGUGAGUGUUGGUCGGGCGUUAACGCUGAAAAUACUUAUAGACAAGACGGACCCAGUCAAGAAUGCUUAACGAUUGACUUCCUCAAAUGUGGACCACAAGACAAGUACUGUGUCGGAGAACAAAGUACUAACUUUGUGUACAUGUUAAAUGGUGAGUGUUUUGUGGGGCAAGGCCUCUUUUGGACAAUUUUGAUAUGGGAAGUCGCGAGAAAAUACCGGUUUAAGUUGUACCACUGGAAAAAGCAGACAAUUUUGGGCAAUCAUCUUAUUGAAUUUGUCAGCCAAAGCUAUUUCUGCGAGGCCUUAAAGAUUUGCACAAGUCCUCCAAACCCCAGCUCAAUCAAUAUCACAAGGGAAAACAAAUUGAUUGCCACGGCUUUACAACAUUGGAAAUCGAGAGGCGUUCGAUUGUUUUCUUUUUUUGUUUUUGUUUAAUUUUGUUCGUUACACCCACUUUAUAACCAAACUAAAGUAAAAGGUAAAGAACUGACAUUGUUUAAAACUGUAGCUUCAAGCCCAACGUCACAGCCGACGAACCAGCCAAGGACGAAACCGACGACCAUUCCGACGACCACGCCUACGACGAGGCCGGAAGAUUUGCGGUGUAAGAAACAUUUGUAUUUGGAUAGAGACCUUCCUGGAAUUUUAUACUAAAACCCUUUCAUCUAAUUUACCUUGAUUAGUCUUUCCAUCUUCAGUGGCAAAUGGUCGUAUUACAAUUUGAAUUUAUACAAAUACGCCGGCGGGUUAAGAUGUAAGAAUAUGCAGUUGAGAUCAGUAAACUUCUUGAAUAAAAUGCAACGGUUGCACGGAAAGGCAAUAGUGAUAUUUUGAAGUAACAGAGGAAAACCCAAAACAAUACUACUGAAGUAAUAAGAAAAAUUAAAUAUGAACUAGGAUCGAAAAAAAAAACUGAGAUAAAUCUAAGUAACAGUCUCCCAUAAAUAGUCGUCCUCGCUUACCUUGAUUGCAAGCGCUUGUAAAUGCGAAGCCAACACAAGGUGUUCAAGGAUGCGUGAAUAAAUGCAGCGAUUGGUCUCACCAACUAGCAGACAUGACCGUCAGCACAGGUGAAUUGGUUGACGAAACGCAAACGUAGACCAUGCGGCACGUAAUCUUUCACGCUAUACAUGUUUCUAACCUUAAAAGUAGAAAAGGCUCACUCAAUAUUUAAAUCGAUUUUUGUAUCAAAGUUUGAAUGGUUAUCCCACUUUGGCAAUCACAAUUUUGCGACAAGCGUCUUUGUGAACGUAUACUGAAUUAACCAACUUAACAAACGCCCGUUAAUGCACGGCUAAGAAAAAUGAGAACAUUUGAUUUGUUAUUAUUUGCAGGCAUCGUUUAUAAUUUGACACUGGAGUUGACAAACACUGCAUAUGAUGAUAGUUUAAGUACUUCACAUGCCGCCGAGUUCAUUGCACUCAGCGCAGAUUUUGAAGUGGGAGUAAGUUGAUUGACUGAGACUAUAUUUGUUUCCACAGAAAUUCAAUACACUCUUCUUUCUCCUUUGAUUAAUGUCUGAUCAUGACUUAAACUUGUCGUCUGCAGAGAUGUUGAUUGUACAGCUAACUAUAACUGGACGUGCUCUUUUUCCAGAUUUUGCAAGUGUACGAAGGAUAUAACUUCUUCGCUGGUGUCACAACUCUUCGAUAUAGGUAUUGAAAUCAAGCUAGUUUAAAAACUAUGACAUGUUAAUUCACGUAAAUAUUUGCGCUGUAAUGGCAAUACCGAUCAUAGACGUCUCCAUAUACGUCUCCAUAUCGCUUGGCAAGUUGGCCAUGGUCUGAGAUGUAACAGACUGACUUAGCACAUAGCUGUACUCGAACCAUUUCAAUUUAGGCAACCGGUAAAAGAAUUAUCUUAAGGAAACGUCUUUCGAAUGCUUGACAACUUUUGACCUAAUUCCACCUCAUAUUAUGUUUUUGUUCCACCUGAAGUUCUGUUCAAACUCAUAAUCUCCACGAAGUAAUUGAUAGUUUUGGAAAAACUGUUUCUUUUAGAAGUGUCUCAGCUGUUGCUACUUUUCAUUAAAACAGCCCAGCACCAGAUGGUAUGACUAUCGUGCAUUUUGUCCUUGAGUUCAACACCCUUGACGCUCAUCUUUCAAUUCUGACAAAAGCCCUAACCUUCGGGACCUUGGGGAAGUUUGUUUCACUUUCUGUUGCCACGAAACUGAGUCAGAUUGGUGAGUCUUUUGGACAUUUAUUGAAUUUUUUUGGUGAUCUCGAAUUAUCCUACAUUUACUUUCCACGAGACUAAAAAGUGACGGAAGAUGAACUAUCUUUUACAAUCACUUACGCCUUGGCUAAAUUGUCUUUGACAGAAGAGUCCUAUUGAUAAAAAUUUUUCAUCGCCCUUUCUCUUUUUCAGCAUGCUACGAGGCACCAGCUCCAUCAAUCUGUCCAAUUCCGUGCCCAUCACUGUGCGCUCCUUCCUGCUACACCAGCUGCUGUCAGCAGUACCAAUACCCUUAA
Pocillopora meandrina is the source of this 3743-nucleotide messenger RNA. Lineage: Eukaryota; Metazoa; Cnidaria; Anthozoa; Scleractinia; Pocilloporidae. The record is from the annotation of a GenBank genome assembly.